This is a messenger RNA of Protopterus annectens (West African lungfish), 960 nucleotides long. RefSeq names its product fibrinogen-like protein 1-like protein. The record is from RefSeq and is a predicted model, not a curated record. The coding region runs from base 85 to 870 and encodes 261 amino acids. NCBI's taxonomy places the organism in Eukaryota, Metazoa, Chordata, Ceratodontiformes, Protopteridae. The transcript is spliced from 3 exons.
UCUGAGAAUGUCUUGCUAUAAACUGUCUUAGUUCACUAAACAGAAGCAGCAGGAGCAGCAAUCCUUUCUUCACAACCUAAAAACAUGAGUUGUAAAUACGGUUCUUUCCAAGUCAUUCUUUUGUUCAUGUGGCUGGUGUUUACAUGCAGUCCCCAUCAGCUGUAUAUUGCAAAUUUCCAUAUCUUCAAAGGAUCACCGGAACAGAUUAUGAACCUCAAGGCUGAGGACAAACUUACAGAUUAUCCAAAAGACUGCAGUGAGAUCCCCAAGGGAAGUCCAAGUGGGUUGUACAUCAUCUUCCCUCAGGGGCUGUCGACUGGUUAUUUGGUAGUAUACUGUGAUAUGUACUCAGAUGGUGGUGGCUGGACUGUUAUUCAAAGAAGUCACCACAGAGCAGAAAAUAUCUGGGAUCAGACCUGGCAAAGUUAUAAAACUGGAUUUGGAAACCUAGAAGGGGAAUUCUGGCUGGGCAAUGAAUAUAUUCAUCAAAUAACAAAUCAGAAGCCGUAUAAAGUGUGCUUUGUAAUUUCUGAUGCAAACAGCUUUUUAAAGUUUGCAAGUUAUGACCUUUUCAGUGUGGACAGUGAGAGUCAGGGAUAUGCACUGCGGCUUGGGAAGUACUCUGGGAAUGCAGGAGAUGCACUGAUUAUGCACAGUACUGCUGGCAUUCAUGACAACAUGAAAUUCACAACCAAAGAUAGAGAUCAGGACUUCAGCUCUGGAAAUUGUGCCUCUGUACAUGGUGGAGGCUGGUGGUAUAAUAACUGCUGUUAUGUCAGGCUUAACAGUCAUAAUAACAUACUAUGGAGUACUUUCUGUAGUGACUGCAAAAGCAGUGAGGUACUAAUAAAACCAUUCAAUGCACAGUAACAAGAAGAUUUAUUUAUUUAACAUUUGUUUACCAGUAAAGUCCGACUUGGAAUGAGCCAAUUUUCAGUGGAAGCCCAGGGAGAAAUGCUC